This is a messenger RNA of Cuscuta epithymum, 514 nucleotides long. Lineage: Eukaryota; Viridiplantae; Streptophyta; Magnoliopsida; Solanales; Convolvulaceae. The record is from the annotation of a GenBank genome assembly.
AUGGGUGGAGACUCAAACCGGGGAGGCGGGCAACAAGGAAAAAUUAAGAAACAGCAGAAGAUCGGAUGAAAACGGAGAACAAGGAAGAAAAAGAGGAGAAGGAAGAAGAAGAUGAGAAGGAAGAAAAAGCAGAAGGAAGAAGAAGACCCAGCAAAUUUCGCGACGAGGCGGCAACGAACAUCGGUCCCGCAGUGACAAGCGGCCCAACGAAUCGGCGACGGGAGGCAGUCCGGCGAAGAAUCAACAGACAUCACAUCGCAUCUCAGAGAGAUGCGCUCCCACCUGGUGCGCUCCCUCUUCGUUGCCUGAUUGAAAAGCGGUGCAACUUGUAUUUGAUGGGUAAGAGCACUUUUGAUCGAGGGUAUUCUCGUCCUCCCGAUUCAAAAUAGGUCCUAUUUUGGGGCUUGAACCCACGUUAAUCUAAAGAUAUCCCUUACUCCCCAAACGCAGCCACUAGACCACUGUGACCCUUAUGAAAAAGAAGGAAGAUAGUUGUAUACAUUUCGCGUUUUCU